This is a messenger RNA of Brenthis ino (lesser marbled fritillary), 1206 nucleotides long. NCBI's taxonomy places the organism in Eukaryota, Metazoa, Arthropoda, Insecta, Lepidoptera, Nymphalidae. The record is from the annotation of a GenBank genome assembly.
AUGAGUUCAAUCGGUGUCGUCGUGUUCCGCAAUUCACCUCUCAAGGCGCAGGUGCUUCAAGAAUCCGUGAAUAAUUCUGUGAAUAUAAGCAACAACGACGUAAAUAACGUUAGGCGUGAAAUAAUUAUAGUGAGGAAAAAACAAAAAGUUCAAUCACCACCAAAUACAGUUUCUGUGACUUCAUUAGUGCGUGCUACUGACCCUGUGAACACGAAUAUUUUAGCAAAACGACCUCGGCUUCGCGAAAGCGUGCAAGAAGAAACUGCAAAAAGCCCAACACCAUUAGCAGUUGCAAGACGAAAUGCGCGGGAAAGGAACAGAGUGCGUCAAGUCAAUGAUGGAUUCGCUGCUCUACGUCGUCAUAUACCAGAAGAAGUGGCAGCUGCAUUUGAAAAUGCAAAUUCUAAUAGAGGCCCAAAUAAAAAACUAAGCAAAGUGGAAACACUACGAAUGGCGGUGGAAUACAUUCGUAAUCUGGAAAGUCUUCUUAAUAUAGGUCAUACAGACAAAGAGAAUUUAUCUCGUCCAUCGAUGGAAUCCUUUCCUUCACCCGCAUCAUCGUCGCCCAGAGACAACAGUCAAGAAAGAAGUUACUUUUCUCUUAAUUCACCCGCAAUUGAUGAUGAAGAUAUGGAUGAAGAUGAAUUAGAUGGAUCAAUGCAUCAAUUGAGACCACAACAAUAUAUUGACCUACAGCCAACAGAACCUUUCCAACUGGUCUCUACACCUCAUUUAUACGAGGAAGAAGAUGGCAGUGGUCAACCUCUUACACCUUCAUCGGAUUUAUUAGGACAAGAAGAAAUUAAUUCUCACAUCUUAGAAACUCACUUUCCUUUCCCCAACUCGGCUGAACAGUUCACUGUGAUUCCUGAACAAAAUUACUGUGAGCCGGAUGUGCCCCUGAGUGAAGGAAGCUUUGAAGUAAAAUAUGCUGAAACUAUUCAUCAACAGCUUCAUUCAAACUUUGAAGACGAUACGGAGCUGCCAUUAGAUGCUAUAAGUCCUGAUCUGAUUUUAUCAAAUAAUCAAUAUAAAUUCAAAGAAGAAACAGCGUAUCUCGAUAAUCAACAAUUCAGUGAUGUGGAAUUAAAAAAAGAGCUUCCAGAUAUCCAAGUGACUCCAGAGGAUCGCGAACAGUUCGAAGAAACAUUAAAGUGGUGGCAAGAAAAAACCAGACAAGCUCGUUCACUAUCUAAAAAUAACAAU